Messenger RNA from Tribolium madens (black flour beetle), 808 nucleotides. RefSeq names its product 33 kDa inner dynein arm light chain, axonemal (gene Dnali1). Gene Ontology annotation, cellular component: filopodium; axoneme. Lineage: Eukaryota; Metazoa; Arthropoda; Insecta; Coleoptera; Tenebrionidae. Gene Ontology annotation, molecular function: dynein heavy chain binding. The transcript has 4 exons. The record is from RefSeq and is a predicted model, not a curated record. The coding region runs from base 26 to 778 and encodes 250 amino acids.
UCGAUAUUCUGUCAAAGUUUGAAAAAUGGCCGAACGUAUCAUCCCCCUAAGCACAACCCUUGUAAAAUAUGACAAUCCAGUCCUUGUUACGAAACACGAAGAAAAGAAACCUACUCUUGCUAAGGAGCGCUCAGCUGAAGAAUCGCACACUCGUGCCAAAUCCGCGGCGAUUCUAACCGACGCCCGUCGCGAAACCGAAGAGAUCCUCAACACGAUCCUCCCCCCCAAAGAAUGGGAGGAGGAGGGCCAACUAUGGAGGCAAAACGUCUCCACAACCCCUGCAACGCGUCUAGACGUCAUCAAUUUACAAGAACAACUCGAUAUGAGACUACAACAACAACAAGCCCGCGAAACUGGGAUUUGUCCCGUACGUCGCGAGUUGUACACUCAAUGUUUCGACGAAAUCAUCCGACAAGUGACGAUCAACUGCGCCGAGCGCGGCCUACUAUUAUUGCGCGUGAGGGACGAAAUGCGCAUGACCAUUGAGGCCUACCAGGCCUUGUAUUGCAGCAGUAUUGCGUUCGGGAUGCGCAAAGCGCUACAAGCCGAACAAGGCAAGAGUGAUUUGCAACAAGAUGUUGAGGAUUUGAAAAGGGAAAAACAAGAAUUGGAGCAUCAAAUAAUCGAGUUGAAGCAGCGRGCGGAACAAGCCGAUCGACGAGCAGCCGAAACGAGGUUAGCCGAAGAGAGGAAGCACACUGAAGAAAUAGCCUUCUUGAUGAAGACCAAUCAACAGCUCAAAACGCAACUCGAGGGCAUUAUAGCACCCAAAAAAUAACACUAUUACUUAUUAAAAGCUCAAAAAAGA